GGGCGGGCGGGCGGGCGGUGGCUUUGCGCUCUGGCUCCGCUUCUCUCCGUGUGUGUCCGGCUUGUGGGCGUGUUCGGAGGGAGGCCGGGAGAGCGGGCGGGGAUCAGCCUCCUUCUCCUGCCUUGCCUUGAAGUUGUGCGCGGCCAGCUGUCUCUGCGGGGCGGCCAUGCCUCUCCUCCUCCUCCUCCUCCUCGGGCGGCGCUUGGAGCGGGAGGCGGCGUGAUGCCGAGGCGGCGGCGGUGGCAGCCCCCUCGGCGGCGGCGCUGGGCGCUGGGCUUGGCGCUCUACACGCUCCUGGUGCUGCUCCUGGCCUCCCUCGUGGGCAGGGGCGGGAAGGGGGAGGGGGGGGAGGAGGAGGGCGGGGGAGCGUCGCCGCGCGUGUCCCGGCGCUGCCCGAGCCCGGAGGCGGCGCUGGGCGAGUGGGGCUGGGGCGAGGAAUUAGAGGACGAGGGGGCGGCGGGCAACGGGACUGCCAACGGGAGCCUGGCGGUGGAGCGCGCUCCCUCCGGGCGGCGCCAGCUGUACCUGCACGCGACGUGGCGGACGGGCUCGUCGUUCGUGGGCGAGCUGUUCAACCAGCACCCGGGCGCCUUCUACCUGUACGAGCCCAUGUGGCACCUGUGGCAGGCGCUGUACCCGGGCGACGCGCGCAGCCUCCAGGGCGCCCUGCGGGACAUGCUGGGCGCGCUCUUCCGCUGCGACUUCUCCGUCCUGCGCCUCUACUCGCCGCCGCCUUCCUCCUCGUCCUCCUCCGCCAACCUGAGCACGGCCUCGCUCUUCGGCUGGCGCACCAACAAGGCCAUCUGCUCGCCGCCGCUCUGCCCCGGGGCGGCGCUUCCCCGCGCGUCGGUGGGCCUGGUGGACGGCGCGGCCUGCGAGCGCCUCUGCCCGCCCCGCGCGCUGCGGGACCUGGAGGCCGAGUGCCGCAAGGCGCCGCUGGUGGUGGUGAAGGACGUGCGCCUCCUCGACCUCUCCGCCCUGGCGCCGCUCCUCCGCGACCCGGGCCUCGACCUGCGCGUGGUCCAGCUCUUCCGCGACCCGCGCGCCGUCCACAACUCCCGCCUCCGCGCCAAGCGCGCCCUCCUCCGCGAGAGCCUCCAGGUCGUGCGCAGCCGCCGCGGGCCCGGCCUCGCCGACGCCUUCCCGCCCCGGCAACAGCAGCAGCCCCGGGCCGAGGCUCUGCUCAGCGGGGCGUUGGAGGUGAUCUGCCAGGGCUGGCUGCGCGACCUGCGGCUCCAGCGCGCCGCCCCGCCGCCCCUCCGCGCCCGCCUGGCCCGCCUCCGCUACGAGGACCUGGUGCGCGACCCCCGCGGGCAGCUGCGCCGCCUCCUCCGCUUCGCCGGCCUGCCCUCGCCGCCUGCCCUCGAGGCCUUCGCCCUGGACAUGACCCGCGGCCGGGCCCCCGCGCCCGACGCCCCGCCCGCGCCCUUCCUGGUCUCCGCCCGCGACGCCCGGCACGCCCUCCGCGCCUGGAAGGAGCGCCUCAGCCGCGCCCAGGUCCGGCAGGUCGAGCGCGCCUGCGCCCCCGCCAUGCGCCUCCUCGGGUACCCGCUCAGCCGCGAGGACGAGGCAGCUGGAUGUCCUCCGUCCAACCUUCAUCUUGUUCUUUUACAGAGGAAGCCUGCGAAGAUUGUUACCAGUCCCUUUGCUGAACUGAAAGAGAUGUUGUGCUGUGUCGUGACCUUGGCUUCACAACAGGUUAAUUGACCAGCAGCAAACCUGUGACAGAGGCAAUGGAAGAGCACCCAUGCAUUCCACAGACAUUGGAGCCCUCAGUAAAUUGCAACUACUGCAGGUUCUGCAUGACAAAAUGACUUCUGAAUUUCAC
Molecule: messenger RNA, 1828 nt
Organism: Anolis carolinensis (green anole)
Lineage: Eukaryota; Metazoa; Chordata; Lepidosauria; Squamata; Anolidae
Gene: chst7
Product: carbohydrate sulfotransferase 7
Exons: 4
Coding region: 223-1707 (494 amino acids)
Biological process (GO): N-acetylglucosamine metabolic process
Cellular component (GO): trans-Golgi network
Molecular function (GO): N-acetylglucosamine 6-O-sulfotransferase activity; chondroitin 6-sulfotransferase activity
Source: RefSeq, a predicted model, not a curated record